Molecule: messenger RNA, 972 nt
Organism: Trichomonas vaginalis G3
Lineage: Eukaryota; Parabasalia; Trichomonadida; Trichomonadidae
Product: Potassium Channel Kv1.1, Chain A domain-containing protein
Exons: 1
Coding region: 1-972 (323 amino acids)
Source: RefSeq, a predicted model, not a curated record
AUGAAAAAUCAAAUCUUAGUACAAAACAAAGAAGAUUUCUGCUUGAUACACAAAAAACAGGCAAGUAACGUUAACAAGCAGAGAUUUACAGAACUGUCAUCGUAUUUUCGUGAGAGUAAUGAAAUAUUACAAAUAAAUUUUGCUGAUCUAAAUGACAACAUAUCUAAAGAAUCUGUUACAGCAUUUAUCAAAUUUAUUAACACAGAUAACUUAGAAAUUACUAAAGAAAAUGCUAUAGAAUUGCUUGAUUUGUUCAUAGAUUGGAAAAUUGAAAAAUCUUCAAACAAAAUUGCUGAUUUUAUUAAUGAUAACUUUACUCUAGAAGAUAUUAUUGCAAAAGCAGACAAAUACGAGUUCAAUACUUGCUUCAAUGCGUUUUCAUCAGUGAUUUCUUCAAGACUUGAUGCAGCAAUCAAGAUUCCUAAGUUUUCAGAACUAUCAUUAGAGAAAAUUACAGCAAUUGUGCCAUCAAAAAGCAUUAUUUACUCUGAUCAUGAUCAACUUUUCAAUUUUAUCAUGAUAAUGCUUGAUAAAUAUCAUGAUGAAGCAUAUCCGCUGAUAUCAGUUAUCGAUAUCAGUAGACUUACACCAAACCAGGCAGAAAAACUGUUUUCAAGACCAGAAUUUGCAGUUCCAAACGAGACAGCUCAAUCAGACAUACAAAGAAUCAAUGACAAAAUACAGACAGUCUCACAGUCCAUGGAAUCUCUUCAAGGAAACAAGAAUUCGUUAAAUAUUUUAACAGAUCGAUUCAGAGUUGUCGAAAAGAAUUUACAAGACAUAACCGAUGUAAUAGAUGCAAAUGAGGAGAAAUCAUUUGAGAAAAUCGAUGAAUUAAAACAAAGAGCGAAUAAUCUCCAAAGAAAGGUCAAAAACGACUCAAGGAGAAUGAGAUCUGACUUCAAAUCCAUCGUUACAAAGAUAAAAUCAUAUGAAACUAAAUAUUCAAAUGAUUUUGCUGAAGAAGAAUAA